Paramecium octaurelia is the source of this 356-nucleotide messenger RNA. NCBI's taxonomy places the organism in Eukaryota, Ciliophora, Oligohymenophorea, Peniculida, Parameciidae. The record is from the annotation of a GenBank genome assembly.
AUGCAAUAAUAAUUAACAUCUCAAGUUAUUUUAGAUCGUAAUCAAGAAUUCAAAGGAGUUGAGUUCUAAUUCAACUCUAGAAAGAUUGUUGUCGAGAACAUCGAUCCUCUAGAACCAUUAUCAAAAUAUAUUGAUGCAGAUAAGCUCAAUGAAAUUCUCAGUAAUUAUAAUAUUACUAAGAAGAUUUCAAAAUUGAGGAUCCUAAGAAAGGCGAGGAAGGCAUCAAAUUGAAUCAACAUAUUAAAUAUUAUGAUUUUUCAAGACCUCCCACUGGUAUUCCGAAAAAAGCAUUUAGGGCAUAUAGUGCAAUUGCGAAAAAAAAGAAGUGAAUGCAUAUCAUAAAUAUUAUUGAGGCU